AUGGUAAUCGUGAAGAUGCGGGCCCAGAUGAUCCCGCUAUACGAGCCAAACCAGUCGUUUAACGGACAUCACUGCUUGAAAAGACAAGAAGCUUCUAAACAAUUUUUAUUUAAAAAAAAAAAGAAAAAUUAUGAAAAGAUUUUUAUAAAUCAUUCGUUUUCAAUAACAUUAGAUUGCGGCAUAUCGAUCGUUGGUCCAUCGGAUCAUGUAAUAGGAGAAAAAAUUUCGAAACCACAUAAUUUUCCAUGGAUCGUAGUACUAUUAAACGCAGGAGCUAUUCAUUGUGGCGGAGCAUUGAUAAACGAUCGAUAUAUAUUAACAGCUGGCCAUUGUGUUAAAUGGACAAAAGCAAAGGAUGUGACCGUAGGAUUAGGUAUUCACGACGUAGAUGAUCCAAAUGAUGGAUACAUUGUGCCUAUCGACAAAAUGAUCUUACAUGAAAAUUUUACAAGUCAUAUUAUACAUGACAACAACGACAUUGCAUUAAUCAAAUUGAAAAACUUAAUAAAGUAUGACGAUCAUGUACAACCAAUUUGCUUUCCAAACAAAGAUGCCAAAUAUACUGGACAAAAGGUCAAGGUAACAGGAUGGGGUGCCAUUGCUGUUAACGGAGCAACUUCAAAAUUUCUUCGUGAAACUAAUUUAAACGUAUUAUCAAUGGAUUCUUGUAAGAACACUUCCAUUGGCAAGCAUUUAACAAAUUCUGUAAUAUGUGCUUACAACGAUAAUACAGAUGCCUGUCAGGUAUAAUACAUUGUUUUAUAUAUAAAUUUUAUUUAUAAAAAUUAAUGAAUUUAAAAGAAAAAAAUAUCAAUCCCGUAAUCGUAGGGCGACAGCGGUGGACCAAUUUUUAUAGAAAGACCAAAUGGAAAGAAUGAAAUAAUCGGUAAGAAAAAUUUUGUAAUUUUAUUUCUAAUAAAUUGUAAUUAAUAAAUUAACGUUUAAUUUAAGGUAUCGUUUCUUGGGGAUUGGGUUGUGGUAACAAAGGCGUACCUGGUGUAUAUGUAAAAAUUACGGAUUACUUAAAUUGGAUAAAAGAACAUACUGCCGAUGCUAUUUAUUGCAAGGAUUAAUAGAAUAUAAAUUAUAAUUGAUAUGCAAUGUUGUCAUUUUUAAAAUUGAUUAUAUAAAUCUAAUUAAAAAAUUACGAUAGAAAAAAUAGAUAAAUACUGCUCGAUUAUUUUUAAUUAUAAGGAUUUAAAAUUGGCAAUAAAUCAUCGUUGUUAUUAAUAAUUUCUGCUUACCAUUGCAGAUAAUUAAUCAUAAGUGCCAUCUGUGAAGAAUAAAGCGAGCAUGUAGGAAUCCACUUUGUCGGUGUUUAAUCAAAAUAAAUGUGCAUUUAGCAUUUAUUGAGAUAAAAAUUUGUUAAAUAAUCUAUAUAAAUAUCGUUUACACAUAUUAUUAAAUAGUAAAAAAUA
Vespa crabro (European hornet) is the source of this 1418-nucleotide messenger RNA. RefSeq names its product putative serine protease 46. The record is from RefSeq and is a predicted model, not a curated record. Gene Ontology annotation, molecular function: serine-type endopeptidase activity. The transcript is spliced from 4 exons. NCBI's taxonomy places the organism in Eukaryota, Metazoa, Arthropoda, Insecta, Hymenoptera, Vespidae. The coding region runs from base 1 to 750 and encodes 249 amino acids. Gene Ontology annotation, biological process: proteolysis.